Aureobasidium subglaciale EXF-2481 is the source of this 1539-nucleotide messenger RNA. RefSeq lists its product as uncharacterized. The transcript has 2 exons. Gene Ontology annotation, molecular function: oxidoreductase activity, acting on paired donors, with incorporation or reduction of molecular oxygen; iron ion binding; monooxygenase activity. Lineage: Eukaryota; Fungi; Ascomycota; Dothideomycetes; Dothideales; Saccotheciaceae. The coding region runs from base 1 to 1539 and encodes 512 amino acids. The record is from RefSeq and is a predicted model, not a curated record.
AUGAUCUCCUAUGUUCUGCCAACUCAGCUACAUCUGAGGUCUGCUUCGGGUGAUCUGAGGCCGCUCGCAAUCCUUACGUGGACAUUUCUCUUAGCAGUAGCCUCGAUAUUCUGGCGGAUCCUUUACGCCUUUUUCCUCUCUCCAGUCCGUAACGUCCCUGGUCCUUUCUGGUCCAGAGUCUCGAGCAUCCCUUACCGAUGGGCGACAUUCCGAACAGCUAGAACGGAGUAUUCUCAUGCUCUCAUUGAGCGCUAUGGGCCGAUUGUGGUGAUCGCUCCCGACCAGAUUCAUACCAAUGAUGAGACUGCGAUGAAGACAAUCUACAACCGUUCUUCAAUCAAAACGAGCUUUUACACUAAAAUGGGCUCUUGGAAAGGCGUUGUCACCACAUUGGGCAAAUUGGACUACACUUCGGCAGCAUCAACUCGCAACAAUCUGCUGCAGUGCUUCCAGAACAGAAAUCUUGAUACGCUCACUCAAAAUAUCGACUCUCACGUCCUCAAGUUUGUCAAGAUUCUUUCUGAACAUGCAGACAAGGGAGAGAAUGUUGAUGGUGUCGUUUGGUUCCGCCUCCUCGCCCUCGACAUUGUUACCGAUGUCCUUUGGGGUGACCAGACCAAUCUACUUGGUAAUGCAAGCUCAUCUACUCCAGACUUCUUACGUCGCUUUCAUGCCUUCAGCAAGUACAAUGCUCUCAAAAGUUUCAUCCCGCCAAUCGAGACUUGGGUAAAGUACUUUGGCAAUGCUACGUGGAAACAACUUCGUCAAGAUUGUCUUGAUAUGGAUGUUACCGCUCACGACGCCUUGAUCAAGUGGAACGAAAAAGACACCAAAGGGCAUGACAGAGAUGUCUUGUCUAUGCUCUCUUCCAUGCAAGCGGAUGGCACAUCAGAUGCAAAUAUGCCUCAAGCCCACAUUCCAGCCUACAUGGUUGAGAUGAUGGCCGCUGGCUCUUCAACGACUUCUCACACUGCCACUUUCGCUUGCUGGGCCUUGACCAACUUCCCAGAGGUCCAAAAGAAGCUCCGUCAAGAACUCUUCGAGGCUUUCCCGGAUGCCGGGGAGCUUGACAUGCGUAAAUCUCAGAACUUGCCAUAUCUCGAUGCCGUCAUCAAGGAGACCAUGCGCAUGUGGCCGAUGAUCCCCGGUCCACUAGAGAGAUACCUUGGCGGUUCAAUCACUGUGAACGGUCUCAGCGUUCCACCAGGUGUCAUCGCUUCCACAUCAGCUUACAGUCAAGGACGCAAGGAAGACGUCUACAAGAAUGCCGACAAGUGGACCCCUGAUCGUUGGUUGAAAGCUGAUGAUAGGAUGAAGCUCAAUUGGACGCCCUUUGGACAUGGUUCACGUAUCUGUCCGGGCAGCAAUCUCGCCAUGACUGAACUGAGAUAUAUGCUCUGUGCUAUCUUUAGAAACUUGAGAGCUAUUCAGCCUACGGGCCAUGAGAAUGAGCCUAUUGAGAUGAUGGAUGUCUUUGCUGCUGGCACUAAAUCCGGUCAUUGUUGGUUGAAGUUUGAGAAGGAUGAUAAGACCGCUUGA